AUGGCUUCCAAGACUUACAACGUUGGCAUUGUCGGCUACGGCUUCAGUGCAAAGAUCUUCCACAUUCCCUUCGUCAACGAGGUUCCCGAGCUGAAGCUCUAUGCCGUCGUUCAGCGUACCCCGAAGGCGGGCGAUGAUGCCGAGAAGGACCACCCCGGUGUGAAGUCCUUCCGCGCCACCGAGGAGAUGGUCCAGGACCCCGCGAUUGACAUUGUGAUCAUUACCACCGCCCCCGACUCCCACUUUGCUCUCUCCAAGCUGGCGCUGGAGGCUGGCAAGCACGUCGUCUGCGAGAAGCCCUUCACCCCCACCACCCAGGAAGCCGAUGAGCUCGUCGCCAUCGCAAAGAAGAACAACAAGCAGCUCGCUGUAUUCCAGAACCGCCGCUUCGAUGCCGACUUCGUUACCCUCUCCAAGCUGAUCAAGAACGGUUCCCUCGGCCGUAUCUCCGAGUUCGAAACCCACUUUGAUCGCCACCGUCCCCAGGAGCCCGCUGCCGACAGCCACAAGUGGAAGAACAAGGUCAUCCCCGGUGGCUCCGCCAUCUAUGAUCUCGGCGCCCACCUGCUGGACCAGGCCUACGUCCUCUUCGGUCUGCCCCAGCGUGUGACCGGUUUCAUUGGCUCCGCACGUGAAGUCAACGCCUCCGGCUUCGAGGAUGCCUUCACGGUCCUGCUCCACUACGCCAAUGGCACCAUGGUGACCGCCAAGGCCACCGUCGUCAGUCCCGAGGAUGAGCAGCUGCGCUUCUGGGUGCGCGGUGACAAUGGCAGCUUCAAGAAGUUCUACCUCGAUAUCCAAGAAGACCAGCUCAAGGCCGGCAUCAUGCCCGCCGACAACGGCUACGGCCGUGAGCCCAGCGAGCGCUAUGGUACUUUGACCACCAUGCAGGGUGACAAGCCCGUCAAGGAGGUUGUGCCUACUGUCGAGCCCCCUACCUACACCGAGUACUACCGCAAGCUUGUCCGCGCUCUCAGUGGUGAUGGUGCCCUUCCUGCCAGCGGUGCUGAGGCUCGCGACGUCAUUCGUUUGAUUGAGUUGGCUCGCGAAUCUUCUCGUACUGGCCGUACCCUUGACGUUUAA
This is a messenger RNA of Penicillium antarcticum, 1083 nucleotides long. RefSeq names its product putative NAD binding Rossmann fold oxidoreductase. Gene Ontology annotation, molecular function: nucleotide binding. The transcript is spliced from 4 exons. The coding region runs from base 1 to 1083 and encodes 360 amino acids. Lineage: Eukaryota; Fungi; Ascomycota; Eurotiomycetes; Eurotiales; Aspergillaceae. The record is from RefSeq and is a predicted model, not a curated record.